AGGGUAAACAUUCGACAGUCCCUUCUCUGUGAGGGAGGGACACAGGGAGACCUGUCAGCGCGCGGCGGCAGCUACCAGCAGCGUUACAAAGUGAGCGGGCGGGCGGCGCAAGGAGAGCUUGAACUGGCAAGCUGCAUACAGAUCGACAAGGAAAAGCACACUACCCAUGUUUUGCAGCUUGUUUUGUUGUGGUUUUAGAUUUAUUGUUUUAUGGAAUUUAGUAUAUACCUAAAACCUCCUGGACCCAACACACGGACUAAAGGUCAUAAAACUAUCUGAAACUUAAUUCAUUUUCGAAACUUAUAAAGGUCUCUGAUUUUCUAAAUUCCCAAACAAGUAAGACGCCGUUUCUUGUAAAGACCUUGGUCGCUCGGCUGAGCAGCAACUCAUUGCACACUCAGAAGUUUUUCAGCAUACAAGCAUAAAGUUUAUGCUAGCAAGAAAAAAAAGCGUUUCACCGAAAAGUUAACUAGCUUUGGAAAGGAACGGGCAUCUACUUAUGAAGACUUAACUCUUAAAUAUCAAAAAAAUAUAUACUUCUAGGGAUAUGAGCGUGUGGCGUAAAAGCAAGAAGCAAACUCACAUGGCAAACUAAAUCCUACAAAAAUUGCAAAAUAGCUUAAAAAAGAAAUACAAGACAACUUCGAAAGGCAGCUGGCUACUUAAAGACAGUUGCAAACUGAGAUCUGAACAGGCGGUGGGAGGCGUGCACGAAGAAGGGCAGAAGGAAUGGCCACCGCUGCUUCCAACCCCUACCUGGCUAGCAACAGCAUCCUUUCGUCGGGCUCCUUAGUGCACUCUGACUCAGGAGGUGGUGGCAUGGUGCCGAGCAGCGCAGCAGUCACUUCUGUCUCUGCUGUGUAUAGAGGCGAUCCGACUGUUAAGAUGGUCCAAAGCGACUUUAUGCAGGGAGCAAUGGCAGCGAGCAACGGCGGCCAUAUGUUGAGCCAUGCCCACCAGUGGGUCACAGCCCUUCCCCAUGCUGCUGCAGCGGCUGCGGCGGCUGCAGCAGCAGCUGCAGAAGCUGGAUCGCCUUGGUCAUCAAGUCCAGUUGGUAUGACAGGGAGCCCGCAACACCAGCAACAGCAGCAGCAGGAUAUUAAAGUUAAUGGGGGAAGGGAAGACCUGCACAACAGCACAGCUCUGCAUCACAGGCCUCCGCAUCUGGGUCCUCAUCAGAAUCAUCCAGGAGCCUGGGGCACUACGACCGCAUCUCAUAUCCAGUCAAUGUCUGGCGGACAGCAACAACAAUCAUUACUUUAUUCUCAGCCAGGUGGAUUCACGGUAAACGGGAUGCUGAGUCCUCCUGGAAGCCAGGGUUUAGUUCAUCCGGGACUAGUCAGAGGGGAUACACCAGACCUUGAUCACAAUAGCCACCAUCAUCAUCAUCACCAACAUCAACCGCACCAUCAGCAGCAGCAUCACGGAGGUGUAAAUAGUCACGAUCCCCAUUCCGACGAAGAUACACCAACGUCUGACGACCUAGAGCAGUUUGCAAAACAGUUCAAGCAGAGACGCAUCAAACUAGGCUUUACUCAGGCAGAUGUUGGCUUAGCAUUGGGUACCCUAUAUGGGAAUGUUUUCUCCCAAACCACAAUAUGCAGGUUUGAAGCACUCCAGCUUAGCUUCAAAAACAUGUGCAAGCUGAAGCCACUUCUAAACAAAUGGUUGGAAGAGGCUGAUUCCUCAACUGGGAGCCCCACUAGCAUUGAUAAAAUAGCGGCCCAAGGAAGAAAAAGGAAGAAGCGCACUUCUAUUGAGGUUAGUGUGAAGGGAGCAUUGGAGAGUCAUUUUUUGAAAUGUCCAAAACCUGCAGCACAGGAAAUUUCCAAUUUGGCGGACAGUUUGCAACUGGAAAAAGAAGUAGUCAGGGUUUGGUUUUGCAACCGAAGGCAGAAGGAAAAGAGAAUGACACCCCCAGGGAUACAGCAGCAGACUGCAGACGAUGUAUAUUCCCAGGUAGGCAAUGUGAAUGCAGACACACCGCCUCCUACCAUGGACUGCAGACGAGCGUGCAGUGAGACACGAAGCUCAGUGACAGUAAAAUUACUUACUGACUGGUGAGACUGUGUUUUAUACAUACUGAAAUAAAUGGAUAGAUUAUCCAAGCAGCAGUGGUUGUAUAAUGCGAUGCAAAAGGGAGGAUAUGCUCACUGCAGAUGUAAUGUUGUCUUUGUUCAGUACCUUAUGCGCCGAUCUAGAUUACGCAGUGCUCCCAGCCUAAACUAAAGUUGAAGGUACGGGUUGACCGUGGUAUCACCAAAGGUCACAUGGAGGAAACAUUGGAAGAAGGGACCUUAGCGGUCAUCUAGUGGAAACUGAAGUGUGCCCACUUGCAUUUAAGAACGGUCUUUUCCUUCCAAGUUAUUGUCAUUCUGGUAUUGACAGACGCUAUUUCAGAGUGGAAACGAUAAAUAAAUAUAGCACUAACCCACAAUAAAUAGCGUUUGCAGUUUAUAGAAGUCUCCGCCUUCAGUAAAAAAAAUCAAAAUGCAAAGUCAAGAUGGACUUGUUUUAUAAAUCUAAAUUCUGAAAGCCAGAAGCUACAAUAUAUUUAAAAUGCGAAAAGUGCAAGUCCAAAGAAGUUUAAGCUGUGCGAGAAAUCUGCAUGGAUAAAAGGAACGAAUUAACCAUAUAAGGUCUGUACUUCUGUUAGCUCCCUGUAGACAUGGAAAAACAUGAACGCCAAGACGCAAUAAUAUAUAUCCACGGCCAACUUAAAGGGUUUAUAAUGUCUGAAGACAGAAUGAACAUCUGCAGCUGCACUUAUUGGAAGUCCUUUCCCCCACACCAUUGCCAACUUUUGUUGAAAGGGUGCUGUGGAUGUAAUUAACUAAUACUGCCAUUUCCAAGCAGAAUUUUGGUAGGUUUUAAUAAACUAGACUUUUCAAAAGACGGCAAUAUAAAUGUUUUUAGAUCUGUUGAUGAUCUAAAAUAUUUACUUUAUAUUUUCAUCAAAUGACUUGUUUUAAUAUUUUAUUCAGAACAAUGAACUGCUGAAAGCGGUAAUUUAUUUUCACCAAAUCUUGUAUUAUUAUUAUUUUUUUUAACGAGCACAAAUCAAAACGAGAAGAACAUGUUAAACAUCUGUUUGAUAAUAAGGGUAUCUUUCGAUGUGAUCAGUUGAUUGUAAUUUAAUUUGAGUAGUGAUCCAUAAAGAACUGACCGAAACAAUAAAUGUGUUAGAAUGAA
Messenger RNA from Protopterus annectens (West African lungfish), 3192 nucleotides. RefSeq names its product POU class 3 homeobox 3 (gene POU3F3). Gene Ontology annotation, cellular component: nucleus. Gene Ontology annotation, biological process: brain development; regulation of transcription by RNA polymerase II. Gene Ontology annotation, molecular function: RNA polymerase II cis-regulatory region sequence-specific DNA binding; DNA-binding transcription factor activity, RNA polymerase II-specific. The record is from RefSeq and is a predicted model, not a curated record. NCBI's taxonomy places the organism in Eukaryota, Metazoa, Chordata, Ceratodontiformes, Protopteridae.